This is a messenger RNA of Dictyostelium purpureum, 1065 nucleotides long. RefSeq names its product G-protein subunit alpha 12 (gene gpaL). Gene Ontology annotation, biological process: adenylate cyclase-modulating G protein-coupled receptor signaling pathway. The transcript is spliced from 3 exons. Gene Ontology annotation, molecular function: guanyl nucleotide binding; G-protein beta/gamma-subunit complex binding; G protein-coupled receptor binding. The record is from RefSeq and is a predicted model, not a curated record. Gene Ontology annotation, cellular component: heterotrimeric G-protein complex. The coding region runs from base 1 to 1065 and encodes 354 amino acids. NCBI's taxonomy places the organism in Eukaryota, Evosea, Eumycetozoa, Dictyosteliales, Dictyosteliaceae.
AUGUGCACCAGAAAUAAAAAAGAACUUACAACAGAAUAUUUAAAUAGUAAAAAAAUCGAUAGGGAAAUUAGAGUUGAAUCAAGCCAAUUACAACCACUCAAAUUAUUAUUAUUAGGUAGUGGUGAAUGUGGUAAAUCAACUAUUUUCAAACAAAUCAUUUCAUUCCAAGAUGAACAAACUAGAAAGGAAUAUACUCCACCAUCAGACUAUGUCAUUAGAAAUAUAUUUUUAAAUAUCGUCACAGCCAUGAACACUUUUAUCAAGGUUGCUCCAAGUUAUGAAAUCGAAUUCUCUGAAGAAGAAAACCAAAAGAUCGAAACUAUUUUACGUGUAUUUGAUGAUUUAGAAACCUUAAGCCAAUCAACUUUUACCUCAAUUGCAGAUAAUAUUAAAUAUCUUUGGAAUACCAAACAAGUUCAAACCAUAUAUAACCACCCAAAAAGAAUAUAUCAAUUAAACGACUCUACUGAAUACUUGAUGAAUAAUAUUGAUAGAUUUUCUAAACCAUUCAAACCUUCACAAAAUGAUUAUUUAAGAGUUAGAGUAAAAACCACUGGUAUUGUGGAGGCUGAUUUUAAAAUUGAAGCUGUUCCAUUUAAAUUGGUCGAUGUUGGUGGCCAAAAGAAUCAAAGAAGAAAAUGGAUUCAUUGUUUCCAAGAUAUUUCAGCAAUUUUAUUUGUUACAUCAAUUAAUGAUUAUGACACAGUUUUAGAAGAGGAUAAUUCCACCAGUAGAUUUACAGAUUCAUUAGAACUUUUCAGAGAAAUGGUUAAUAGUGGUUGGUUCACAAAGAGUCCAUUCGUUGUCUUCUUUAAUAAAGUAGAUCUCUUUAAAGAAAAAAUUAAAAGAAUUCCACUUUCACAACACUUAAAUGAUUUUACUGGUAACAAUUAUUCAUAUGAAGAAACCUCACAAUUCAUCAAAAACAAAUUCCACGGUACUAUUACAAAUCAAAAUAAAAUUGUAUAUCACCAUUUCACUUGCGCUCUUGAUUCACACGCCAUUGAAGUCGUUUUCAAUUCAGUUCAACAUUCCCUUUUAAUGAAUGUAGCUGAAGUCUUGUAA